AUGGCCGAGAAAUCGAAGAUGGAAUAUACUAAUUUGGGCAAAUCUGGCCUCAAGAUCUCCAAGGUUAUCCUGGGGGCCAUGUCAUUCGGUUCGAGCGAAUGGCAGGAAUGGGUCCUGAAUGAAGACGAAGCCCUUCCUCUCCUCAAACAUGCGUACGAUUGCGGCAUCAAUACGUGGGAUACUGCGGAUAUCUACUCCCACGGACGCAGCGAAGAGAUCAUCGGGAAAGCUCUCACGCAAUACUCCAUUCCGCGCUCUCGUGUGGUCAUUCUCUCCAAAUGCUACUUCGGUGUCAACCCCAAAUCCCCCGGCAUGCCCAUCUCCGCGGUAUCCACAAACGACGGCGACAUGGUCAACCAGGUUGGAUUGAGCCGCAAGCACAUUCUUGACGCUGUUGAAGCGAGUGUGAAGAGGCUGGGCACAUACAUCGACGUCCUUCAGAUCCACAGAUUAGAUCGCGGCACACCGAGGGAGGAGAUCAUGCGGGCACUCAACGAUGUGGUGGAGAAGGGGUGGGUGCGCUACAUCGGCGCAUCAAGCAUGGCAACAUGGGAAUUCCAGACACUUCAGAACAUCGCCGAGAAGCACGGCUGGCACAAGUUCAUCAGCAUGCAAAACUACCACAACCUCCUCUACCGCGAAGAAGAGCGCGAAAUGCUCCCCUACUGCUUCGACACCGGCGUGGGCGUGAUCCCCUGGUCCCCCGUCGCCCGGGGCGCCCUGACCCGCCCCUACAACUCCCGCGACACCAAGCGCGAGAAGACGGACAAGUUUCUGCACAACCUGAUCCGCAGCCGGGAGAACGAGGUGGACAAGGCGAUCAUCGACCGCACGGAGGAGGUGGCGAAGAAGAAGGGGGUUAGUAUGGCGGCUGUUGCGACGGCAUGGAGUCUGCAUAAGGGGUGUAAUCCAAUCAUUGGGCUGUCGAGUAAGGAGCGAAUUGAGGAAAGUGUGGAGAACAUCAAGGUGAAACUUACGGGGGAGGAGGUCAAGUAUUUGGAAGAGCCUUAUCUGCCUAAGGAGAGGGCAGGAUAUUGA
Messenger RNA from Coniosporium apollinis CBS 100218, 1038 nucleotides. Its product is annotated as aldo-keto reductase. Bases 1 to 1038 code for a protein of 345 amino acids. The record is from RefSeq and is a predicted model, not a curated record. Lineage: Eukaryota; Fungi; Ascomycota; Dothideomycetes. The transcript has 5 exons.